Messenger RNA from Euleptes europaea (tarantolino), 1095 nucleotides. Its product is annotated as G-protein coupled receptor 151 protein-like. The record is from RefSeq and is a predicted model, not a curated record. The transcript has a single exon. The coding region runs from base 1 to 1095 and encodes 364 amino acids. Gene Ontology annotation, biological process: neuropeptide signaling pathway; adenylate cyclase-modulating G protein-coupled receptor signaling pathway. Gene Ontology annotation, molecular function: galanin receptor activity. Gene Ontology annotation, cellular component: membrane. NCBI's taxonomy places the organism in Eukaryota, Metazoa, Chordata, Lepidosauria, Squamata, Sphaerodactylidae.
AUGAACAGCUCCCGGGCCGUGGUGGCGGCGGCUCCCCGGUGGUGGCGGGCGGCCGGGGGCGGGGCGGCCGGCGUGGUGCUCCCCUCGCUCCUGGCCGGGGUGGGCUUGGCGGGCCUGGCCGGCAACCUGCUCCUGGGGGCGCUGCUGGCGCGCGGGGCGCGGCGCGGCCAGGCCCCCCCGGCCAGCCGCCUGCUGCUGCUCAACCUGUGCGCCGCCGACCUGCUGCUGGCGCUCUGCUGCCUCCCGGCGCGUCUGGCCGCCUCGUGGCGGGGCGCCUGGCCCCUGGGGGGCUUCCUCUGCCGGGCAACGGAGUGGCUGCUGCACGGCUGCCCGGUGGCCAAGAGCCUGAGCUGGGCGGCGGUGGGGCAGGCCCACUGCCACCACCUGCGGGCGCCCCCCCGCAGCCGGGGCUGGGGCGGCCGGCGCCUGGCGGGGCUGCUGGCGGCGCUGUGGCUGGCGGCGCUGCUCCUGCCGCUGCCCCUCUUCCUCUUCAGCCGCCUGGAGGGCGCCCCCCCGAGCCGGCGCCUCCACUGCGUCUUCCGGAGCCCCCCCGACGCCGCCGCCUUCAUGGACGUCUUCGGCAAGGUCUACCCCCUGGCGGCCUACCUGGCGCCGUCGGGCUUCACCUGGGCGUGCUACGGGCGAGCGCUGCGCCUGCAGGCGGCGAGGGAGCCCGCCCCCCGCGCCCGGACGGCCACCCGCCUGCUCCUGGCCCUCAGCCUCCUCUUCCAGGCCAUGUGGCUGCCCGCCUGGGUGGCGUGGCUGUGGGAGCGGCACGGCCCCCCGCCGCCGCCCGCCCUGGGCUUCCUGGCCGAAGGGCUGGUCUUCCUCAACGGCGCCGUCAGCCCCGGGGUCCUGGUGGCCUCCUCGGAGGAGCUCCGCGAGGGGCUGAGCGGCGUCUGGACAGGACUGCGCUGCGGGAGACGGGAGCGGGGACCCGCCGGGGCCGGGGCCGGGCCGGACCCGCCGCGGGAGGCGGCGGCGGCGGCGGAGAAAGCGCUCCCCGACGUGGAGCACUUCUGGAAGGAGCGGAGGAGCGCGGCCGCCGGGGAGGAGAGCGACCCGGUCCCUUGGGAGCGCCAGGGCGAGCCCUGA